Fomitopsis serialis is the source of this 498-nucleotide messenger RNA. RefSeq lists its product as uncharacterized. NCBI's taxonomy places the organism in Eukaryota, Fungi, Basidiomycota, Agaricomycetes, Polyporales, Fomitopsidaceae. The transcript has 3 exons. The record is from RefSeq and is a predicted model, not a curated record. The annotation marks the transcript as partial.
UUCAUUAAUACAGCAGACGACCUCUUUGGUCCCAUCACUACACUGCGCGCGAAGGGCAAGAUUGUCAAGCGGAUCCCAUGGUCAUCCUUCAAGCUGAAAGAACAGGACUGGGAGCACGUCAAAGACGUUGUCGAUAUCUUGAAGGAUGCGAACGACAUUCAUCAGCUCUUCUCCUACGAGAAGUCGCCAACACUUUGGCGAGUUCUGCCAGCAUUUGAAGACCUUCUAACGAGAUGGGAAGGCAAGCGUGACAAUCCGAAAUUUCAAGCCUAUAAGCCUGGCCUCGACAAUGCAAUCAAGAAGCUGCACAAGUACUAUUGUGCGCUCGACAGAUCACCUGUGUACGUUCUCGCAUUAGUCCUACACCCAUACUACAAGCUUGACUACAUAGAGAGUGAGUGGGGCGGCGAGGAGGAGCGGCAGGAACAAUGGUCUGCGGGGAAUUUCGAUGCGAAGAACUGGAAGCAGGAGGCUCGAAAGAUUGUCGAAAACACCGUA